AGGGGAAAGCCAAGAAGGUUCUUGAGGCGCUGUGAAAUCUUUACUUCCCAGCUUGAAACAGUAACGCCAUACAUGCUUUUCAAGAAUUCAUGCAACCGCAAAACUUCAAACAUGCGUGAUAGUCUGAUAGACCUACUGAUAUUGGUGUACAAAAGUCUUGCAGAUGCAUUUGUCUAUUUGAAUCUCCAGAGGGCCAACAACUAAAUUAGGAUGUAUUUGAAACCAUAUAUAAUUAUAUACUACCAUGCACUCAAAAGCAUCUCAGAGUUGCUGCAAGUGAUGGUGCCUAUGAGACAUACAAAGGUAGCUAGUCUAGUGAUAAAGGUAUACAUCUCAUUCGGUAAUUAUUUCUAUAGCCUAUGACUAAACUUCAUCUGAUGAUUCUCUAGGAAUUCUUUCAACCUGACAUGUGGAAUAACAAUUGAAACAUAAUUUUCGUAAAGAUAGUUAAAAAUAUAAUGAUGCAAUAUAUAACACAGUUAUUUUUAGUUUGAAUUUUCAAAUUUAAAAUCCACAUACCAGUUACCGCAAUAUAUAUCCCAUGAAUUUAGUGAUUUUGCAUUUAACUGAUAGUUCCUUAAUAUUUGGAUACUAGUUACAACUUACAAUUCAUUUUUUUCAUAUAAAUUCUUGUGAAGAACGUUAACUUUUUGUUAGAUCAUAUCGUUGGGUUUUUGUUGAGUUAAAAAAAUGGUGUCCUUCCCCAAUCUCAACUCUGAUGCUGGAUUGAAGAAGCUCGACGAGUAUCUUCUCACUCGUUAUUACAUUUCUAGGUUAAACUUAAUUUUCCCUUUAUUUUCACUGAGCACCAAAGAUGUUUCAAUUAAGUAGUGCACAAGCACAACACUAAUAGAUCAGAUUCUACUUAACCUUUACCUUUUGGAACAACCAGUACGUUGAAGAUUUAAUACGUUUAAGGUAUUUAGUUUCCCACUAUGUAUACUCUUACAGUUACAAGGCUACAAAAGAUGAUAUUACUGUCUACGGGGCUCUUCUAAAUCCUCCAACUUCACAGUAUGUGAAUGCAUCUCGUUGGUACAACCACAUGGAGAUCCUCUUGAGAAGAGGUAUCACAUGUAUCUCUUCUGAAGAGAGUUGUGUCACUAUUGAUGGAUCUUCUGCUAUUGAUUCUAAGGAUGGUUGGGAAGUUGUUGAUGAUGAUGAUCAAGAUAUUGACAUUAUUAAGGAGGAACCCGAAGAGAAAAAGAAAGCUACUUUGGAGGCGUCCACAAGGAAGGAAACUUGGCAGUCAGGGCUAAUGGUUAUCACACCGCGUAAUGAUGAGAUGGACAUGGAGAAGCUAAAGGAUGAUAUAAGAUCUAUUCAGAUGGAAGGAUUGAUUUGGGGACCAUCGAAACUUUUCUCUGUUGGUUAUGGAGUCAAGUUGUUGCGUAUCAUAUUCAUCAUAUAUGAUGAUGACCUUUUCUGUUUCGACACCCUUGUCGAGACGCAUAUAUAUAACUGUGGGCGUGUCAGGAGCGUUGAAUUUUCCGACUUCGAGUGUUGUCCUAAUGAUGAUGGUGACCUACUCGACGAGGAGACUGAAGAGGAAAUGAAAGCUGCCGGGAAAUCAGGGCUAAUGCUUGCCCGGUGUGGUGGUAAGAAGACCGACAUAAUUAAGAAGGAAGAAGAACGUUUAAGAUCCAUCCAGAUGGAAGGAGUGUCUUGGGGAACAACAAAGCUUUUCAACCUUGGCUAUGGACUUAUAUAUAAGCGGACCAUGUUCACCAUUAUUGACGACCGUGUGUCUCUUGACACCAUUCGCCGAAAAGGGUUGGGUGAAAUUCCCUUGAACAGAAUAUGAAAGUGUUUAAAAUACUUUUUCAAAUCCUUUGAAACUGCAAAUUUUUAUAUUGUGUGUUAAUGCCAAAGAUGUUUGUUUGGUAUUGAAUCUCAGCACAGAGCCGUCUUUUUGCAAUUCUGAGAAUCGAAUCUACCACCUCUUACUCCUCCACCUAGCACUUAACCAGUAGAACUAUAAGAGAAUUUUACCAAAAAUAGGGCCGAAAAAUUGAUAAGUAAA
Messenger RNA from Camelina sativa (false flax), 2023 nucleotides. Lineage: Eukaryota; Viridiplantae; Streptophyta; Magnoliopsida; Brassicales; Brassicaceae. The record is from RefSeq and is a predicted model, not a curated record.